AUGAACUUUAAGAAAAUCCAGAUCGGGUGGGGUCUGGAUUUUAAAAGCAUGAUAACAUUAUCAAAGAAACUCAAGCAACAACAGGAAGGUACAAAUAAAGAAGAAAUUGAACACAAAAGAAUUUCGAUCCGUGAUCAGCUUCUUAUAAAAGAGGUACAAGAGAUGGAAGAGAAUCUCCCAAAAACCUGCAAUGUCAAUUUUGAAAAUCCCAACGUAUUGCACAAGUUUGAUUUGUCCAUUCAUCCUGAUGAAGGUUACUGGCAUGGUGGGACUUUUCAUUUUACAGUAGAUGUCCCAGAUGAAUACAACAUUGUGCCCCCCAAGGUUCACUGUGACACUAGAAUAUGGCACCCCAAUAUUGAUGAAGAAGGAGAAGUUUGUCUCAGUUUGUUACGACAGAACUCUUAUGAUAUGAUGGGAUGGGCUCCUACACGACGCCUAAAGGAUGUCAUUUGGGGUCUUAAUUCUUUAUUUUCAGAUCUCCUAAAUUUUGAUGAUCCCCUCAAUGUGGAAGCUGCCGAGCAUUAUGCACGUGAUAAGGAAUCUUUUAAAUGCAAAGUCCAAAGCUAUAUAGAAUUGUAUGCAACCAAAAGGUAG
Acanthosepion pharaonis is the source of this 597-nucleotide messenger RNA. The record is from the annotation of a GenBank genome assembly. NCBI's taxonomy places the organism in Eukaryota, Metazoa, Mollusca, Cephalopoda, Sepiida, Sepiidae.